ACCUGGUAAAGAGCUAUUGGAAGGCAGAAAGUGCAGGACAUGUUAUUUUCAUGAUAAACACUUUUUUCUUCCCCUGAAGAUAUUGAUACAGCUUUUGAGCAGAGAGUCAUUGUAUGCCUGUGUCAGCACUGUGUUGGGUAGAAGGACUCUGAAUGAAUUUAAUGGAACCACAUGGGGAAGAAGAAGAAGAAAUACCCGGGAUUCAUUUGCACCAAAAUGCUUUGGGAUGUUAAAAAGGUGAAAUUGAAUGACCUGAAUAUGGAUCCAUCUUCUCCUGUGUUACCAGCAACCGUUUUGGAGCAAACGGCCUCGCAGCUCAGGUGCAGUCCAACUGAUGAGAAACUCGCUCUUCACUUAGAUGAAGAAGAUGAGUUAAAGCAUCUUCGCGAAUGUUUCUACAUCCCAAAAGUCAAGGAUCUGCCUCCAACUGAUCUGAGCCUGGUGAAUGGCGACGAGAGCUGUGUAUACUUUGCUGGGAAUUCUCUUGGGCUCGAGCCUAAAAAAGUUAAAACUUACUUGGAUGAAGAGCUGGACAUGUGGGCUAGAACAGGCGUUCAUGGCCAUUUCAACGGUCAGCGCCCAUGGGCUUUGGCGGACGAGUGCAUCGUGGAGCUAAUGGCUGAGCUUGUGGGGGCCCAAAGACAGGAAGUAGCCUUAAUGAACGGGCUAACUGUUAAUCUGCACCUCCUGCUGCUAUCUUUUUUUAAGCCUACACCAAGACGCUAUAAAAUUCUUCUAGAAGCCAAAGCCUUUCCCUCUGACCAUUAUGCUGUUGAAUCCCAGCUUCGACUUCAUGGGCUUGAUGUGGAGAAGUGCAUGCUCAUGAUACGGCCACGGGAGGGGGAGGAGACCUUGAGAACAGAAGAUAUCCUUGCUUUAAUUGAGAAAGAAGGGGACUCUAUUGCUGUAAUUCUGUUCAGUGGAGUGCAAUACUACACAGGACAGCUGUUUGAUAUCCCCCGAAUAACAAAGGCCGGCCAAGAAAAGGGUUGCUUUGUAGGAUUUGACCUGGCUCAUGCUGUUGGUAACAUAGAACUUCAUUUGCAUGACUGGGGAGUAGAUUUUGCCUGCUGGUGUUCCUACAAGUACUUAAAUUCUGGAGCAGGAGGCCUAGCUGCUGCCUACAUUCACCAGAAGCAUUCCCAGAGCAUUAAACCAACUCUUCAGCUGUCGUCUGAAUCGAGGAUGACACCCAGUGGCCAGACAACUUCAUUCAAAAGCAGAAGCACCCAACUCUUUCCGUUUCUGUGUGCCGCAGCCCACACGCUAAUUGGCUGGUGGGGUCAUGAAUUCAAAACACGAUUCCUCAUGGAAAACAAAUUGCAAUUAAGUGAAGGAAUUAAUGGCUUUCGGUUAUCGAAUCCUCCAAUUUUACUGGUCUGUGCUCUGCAAGCUAGUUUAGAGGUUUUUGGUCAAGCUACAAUGAAAGCAUUGAGAAGGAAAUCCGUUCUACUUACUGGUUACUUGGAAUACCUGAUAAAACAUUACUACAGUGAGGAUAAAACAAACCCAGAGAAGCCCUUUGUUAAAAUAAUCACCCCACCUCAGCUUGAGCAAAGAGGAUGCCAACUCACGCUAUUUUUUUCCCUUCCAAUCAAAUCUGUAUUUAAAGAGCUGGAGAAGAGAGGAGUAGCUUGUGACAUGCGAGAACCACACGCGCUUCGUGUUGCCCCAGUUCCUCUCUACAAUUCUUUCCGUGAUGUGCACAGAUUUAUUGAAAUCCUGGGAUCUGCAAUUACUGCUUCAAAACAAACAGCAAACAAUACUGCGCUAUCUGGUUCUUAUUGAUGGCUCCGCUGUAUCUUUUAAUCUAUUUUUGACUAAGAUGCAUUUAUCCCACUGAGCGAGUCUUUGCUUCUAGUAGGCUAAGCUAUAUCCCAUGCAAUUUGCAAAAAAAUGACUGUGCUUGAAUAGUUAUUUACAACAGACAUAGUUUUAUUAAAGCGCAUAUUUCUGCCCUGCUUUGACUUUGACUUUGUGAAUUAAUAUGCUUUGUAUAUUUUAAUGGGGCUUUUCUUAAACAUUUUAUGUAGUUUUAUUACAUUAGCUUUGAGAAGCAUGGAAGAAUUCCUAUCAGCGAUAACGGGAAUGAAAAAAAUCCCUGCUUUAUUAGAAAAAUGAUGCAUAACAAAAAACGGAGAAUAGACAAAUCUCUAACUUAGUUUAAAAAUGCAGUCCAAUUUACAUUUUCAAUUUAUCAGUUCUAUUUAAAGUAAGUACAUGGUAUACUUGAAAAGUAAAAGUUGAACAAUUAGUUGUUGAAACACUGUUAACUGCUGCGUACUGAAUCUUUCAAAUACCCCAGUGUUUUGAAAUGCUAGAUUAAUUACUGUCUAAUUGAUGACUGCAUUUGCAUUGCGGAUACCUUCUUCAGUAGGUAAGUGUGAUACAGUUUGCUAAAGCAAGAAGUUUUAUAUUUAUUAUUUCUUUUUAUGUUUCUAGGUAGUGAUCUAAAAGAUGAUAUGCUUGAGAAAGCUGAGAGUGAUUUUAAGCCAGGUCACGUAAACCAGUGUUAAGGGCUAUAUGAGCACUUACUGCGAUUUUAACAAGGCUUAUUUCAGAUUAGCUGCAAUGAAAUAUGACUUGUUUAAGCUAUAGCAAAAUAUCUUAUUGUUCACCUAUAGUAUGGCCCAACAGGGAUUUGCAUCAGACAGCCAAGUGCAAUGAAGAAAAACUAUAUACAUUUAAACAAUACUUUAAUCACACUUGUUUUAUCAUAUUAAUAACACCUUGGUGUAAACUGAGCUCCUAAGUUCGUGUGUAUUCAGGCUGUACCACUUUUUCAAGAAUCAACUCAUCUGUAAGAUUUUUCCCUCCCAAAAUACUCAGUGCCUCUGAUUUUUUGGUACAAAAUACUUAGGAGGGAGGUAACUUUUUGCAGGAUUUUUAUUGCAGUUGUAGGGUGUGAGGGGGUUUGGAGGGAGGCCUGAGGACUGCUCCAAACCUCUUCGGUCCAAGGGCUUCUGUGUUGGUUGAGAUUUUUGCACAUUUUAAGUGCCCCCCUGACUCCAGGCAGCUCCCGCACAUGCAUCCCGGCCCGGCCAGGUCAAUGCUGGCCCACGGGGUACCCGCAGCCGAAGACCCAAGGGCCUUGGCAAUGCCAGUCUCCACCAGGAAAGUCCCCCAGAAAGGGUAGCUUUAAAAUCCCUCUUGCAGUAAUACUUAUUUCAUUGGUCGUAAUGGGUAGUGGAAAACUGAAAGAACUGCGAAUACAGCGUUUGUCGGUUUUUUUGGCACCUGUGAAAAGUAAGAACAGCCACUUAAACUGGAAUAUCAUGAUAAGGAACAAUACAGACUUCUUAAUCCGUUAGAAAGCUCAGGCUUGCUCAAGAGGUUUUGAUUACACUGACGUCAUCUCUCUUUAAUUUAACUGAAACUGUAUCAUUGUACCGCAGACCAGGUAGCUAUAUUUCAGUGGCUGCAGUUUUAUUUUUAUACUUGUGUCUGACGUGCUGCCGCUUUCAUCUGUCAAGUGACAUGAACUUACAAAAAGGACUUUUUUACAUAGCGCGACUGUUCAUCAGAAAAGCACCGAAUAUAAAGCCGUGCUAGUCCACCGUGGUGCAAAGGGGUUUAAAUUCUUUGCUAGUACCUUUGAAGCAAUCAUGCUGCUGCGUAGCAAUGACGCUUAUGUCUUCUGUAGAAAAUGAGGCAAGCUUAACAUAAAUGCAGACAUGACACUAAGUCAUGCUAUCAAAUGCCUUAUUUUGAUUUCAGCUUGCCUCUGGUUGUGAGGUAGACCCAGGAAGAAUGUGCUUCUCAAUAGCAUUUGGACGUGAAGUAAAUAGUUUGGAAGGUACGAGGCAAAUUAUGUUUGACUAAUUUUGAGGACUCGAUCCAGCGCAGCAGUUUGGCAUCUGCGUUAAAGUCACUAGCUGUAAAAACAAUUCCUUGUAGGCUUUAAGUUAUGGCAUGUGAGCCAGAUAGAUCCAGGAAGUGUUUUACCUACCCUGUAAGAUCCUGUUUUUGAGAGAUAGCAGUUUAUUAAUAAAAGGUCACUAGUAUUUUGUCUUUUUUGUAACACCUGAGCCUUAGUACGAAUAUUGAUUCUAUAGAUAGGCAUUUGUGUUAUGUGAUGGGUUUGUCAAAGUUCAGAGAGUCAAGAUUCACUUAUUUCAACUUUUCUGAACCCUUUCUCUUUUCCCUAUGACCUAUGAAGACACACAUAAGACUUCUUGCUGUCCUGGACAUGUAUAUGCUCUUAGAAAAUUAAGACAUUUAGAAAAUGGGGCAAGGCUGUAUUGUAUUUUACUAAAAUAUUACAGCAUAAGCACUUGUUUUACGUGUUCUUUCUUUACUUGUACGAAGUUUUGCGAAAUGAAUAAUACUGAAAGUUAACAUUAGGUGUCAGUAUUUUACAUAUUAUUUAGUGAGAGACUAUCAAGUGAAAGAGCCUCUGUGCAAAAAAAAGAGGAAUAUUACAAGCUACAGUUUCAAAUGCUCUAAGUUAUCACAGUUAGCGUAAUAUCAGGAAUAAUUAUGUGUGAAAUAAUUAAUUGUAUAUAGCCCAAAUACUUCUCGCUGGUGAGAUCUCUGAUUUAAAAUUCAGUAUUAAGUACCUCUGGUUUCUAAUUGUGCUGAGAUUUAAUUCUAGAAUUGUCUGAAGAAAUUACAUUUUUCAAAUUAAACUGCAAGACAUGAGGGUCUGUAGAUGGCAGGAAAUGAUAUGCAGGUAGAGUGAAAAAACGUCUAUAAGAUGAAAAAAUAAAAGAUAAAUGAGAACGUGUAGAUCCCUGGUUCUAUGUGAUUUGCCUUAGCACAACACAGCUAAUACUGUACAAAUCUCUUAAACUCCCUGUAACUGUUGAAAACUUUAAGGGAAAACAUUUUAGGAUCCGUUUGUGCAAUUUUUCCCAUGUUUUGUCCUGGGAAGGCUAGAGAGAAGGCAAAGUCCUCUUCCAUAACUACAAAAGGAGCAUUUGAUGCUGCUCUUUCCUGAAAGAGCAAUAUAUUCUAACUGAAGAUAAAGGAUUGAGGUUGGUUACAUGAGCGCAACCGAAGAGGACAUGACCCGUUUCAAGAGAUUAAGAUGCAAAAUGUUGAGAGUCCUUGGUCUAACUGCAGCAGAACUCAUCUUCCUUUCAUUUUACUGAGUACUAUGGGUUGGUAGAUUAAGGAAGAAAGAUGAGAAGAGAAAGGAGGAAAACAAUACUAAUCUAGCCAAGCAAACGUUAAGUGCAAGAAAAGAAAGAAUGGGAGGCAAUGAAACAAAAUACUUAAUGCUUUAAACUUGGUUAUGUUGUAGAGUGGUUAUGUUCCUAAAUGCAACAUUAGGCAGGUGGGAAUUUUCCGUGAAAUUCUAAUGAAGAUCUAUCCCUACCCUCACAGCUAGAGAUAUAUGUGUUUAUAAAGAUAGUGAUAACCAUCCAGUGCAAAAUUCAUAGAGAUCUCACAGGAGGUGUACAUCCCUCUCCCAGCCCAGGAAAGAGCAGCCCCAGCAAACUGGACGGAAAUGCUGGGACGAAAGGCUUUCACGAGCCCCAGGAGGGGCUGGGAAACGUGGUCCUCGCUCCAUCUGCCCUGCGCUAAGGGUUUAAAAAUGCCUUUCGGAAAGCAGCCCAAAUCAUGGUGUUUCAUGGCGUUCUGUGCAGCCCGUUGAAGGUGACCCAGUUUAUAUAAGAUAUCUCUGUAUUUGGUGAGAGCGUGCAGCAUGUUAUUACACAUAUUCCCGUACAAAACCCACUUUCGGUUCCAGAUUCAAUUGACAUGUCGUGAUCUGAUUUCUUUCAGAGGGAGUUGACCUGCUCAGUGACUCUUAAAAAUUUCCAUAGGUACCUAUCUCAAUCUCUGGGCACCUAAGCCUUUGAAAAUAGGUUCUGGAAAGCUAGUCACUCUUGCCAACCAGCUGAGGGACCCUUUUCCACCCUAAGCUUAAAAUUUUGUCAAUAUUUGUGAAAUAUAUUUAGAAACUUAUAUGGUAAUGAAUAAGUUACAGAUCAGUAAUUCAUACUUUUCAUGCUUCAAGUUUUUAUUACCUAAACUUACUCUUCUAAGCAUCACUUUACAUUUCUUGUUAAAUAUAAAUCAGAAUUGAUUGGGUUAUUUCUCAAUGGAAUUAUAUCUUUAUUUCAUCAUAAUUGCUUCAUAUUUGAAUAAUGACAGAUGAACUACUUCAUUCAAUUGCAGUUUUAAGGCUUUGAAGUCACAAUAGCAGCAAAGGAUUUAAAUCCUGAAGCCAUUAUUAUGGCAAGGAAGACAUCAGGGAAAAGGAAAACUUACGGUGGUGUAAUUUUCUAGACAGAAAAAUAUUUCUGUGGUUGAACUUUUUUUUCUCCUGGAUAUUUCGCUACCCUUCAGAGGAUCAACUAAACUUCAACAAAAUGAAGUAGCUGCAACUUCUAGCAGAGCAAAUGGCUUCUAUCCACCCCAGAAGACGACGUUAUAAAUGUUGAAUGAGAGUCCAUAGUGUGAGUAUAUUCCUACAGUUAUUUUGCUUUGGAUGCUGGCUACAAACCAUUUAGCAUUCUACACAGCUGCAAUACUGUAUUUUGCCAAUAAAGAGUUCAUUAGAUCUUUUUUCUCUCUGACAUUUACAGCUAGUCCUGAGUACAUGUUAAUACUCCAAGGUAUGAAUUUCAAAGUUCCCUUUAUCUUUGUGUAUAGUUUUAAGCAAUUAAUCACAUGAUAUAAAAUAGCUUUAAAAGUAAGAAACGAAUUGUGAAUUUAAAGUGUAUGUUCAAAAAGUUGCUACUUUAUAAUUUGUAGGGGACAACUGAGCUGGGUGUAGUUUUUUUUUUUUUUUAACUUACAUUUUAUUGAAAGUUUCUGAAGAGAUUGUCAAAUUGUUAAAACAUGACCAAAUCACGCAUGCAGGAUAGUUCUUUCUCCUAGGAGGCCACAUCAAAGUGGAAGAGACAUAGAAAAAUCAUUAUUUAAUAAGUUCAAAAUGACUCCCAUGUGGGGUAAGAUUUAUAUAGGCUUUUUAAAUAAGCAUAGGACCAACCAACACUGGAAACCCUUCAUUUGAAAUAAAAGCAAAUGUCAUUCUUAUCAUCACAGCGCCAGGUGUGAAUAUGAAGAUAUAUAUGAAAACUUUUCCGGGUAUUUAUUAGUAACAAAGCAUAUCUGGAAUGAAAGAAAGCAUAUGAGCACUACAGAUAUCACAGAAAUGUGAAAGGAUUUAUCCCUUGGUAUGCCCUAGCCCAGUGAAGCUCAGGCUGCGCAGAUAUACUUACAGAUUUCUGCAUAUCUCAUGGGUUCACCAAUCGUGCCGUUGAGUACGGUCCCAGCUAUUGCAGAAACUUUCUGUAGUGGGAGAGGUAUUACCUUACAUCUGUGGUAAUAGGCUAAGGAUCGAGGCUCCUGGGUCUAACUUUCAAUUCUGCUACUUUGCAUGUUUUUCUGGUGCUUCAGUAUACCUGGCAGGAGGGAUCAUGAUGGGGAUAUGUUUAUUGAGGCUAACUGGCAGCUGACGUCUGCAAAGUCUACGCUGAUACUUGACACAAGAUACUAAUAACUGGAAACUAUUAAAAUGGUGUUAAUGAAUCUCAAGGAAAACGUUUCUGUAAUGCAUUGUCUAUUUUGUUAGGGAGGUGUGUCAGGUAUACAGUGGAACUGUGUUUCUUUUUAUUGAGUGUUUUAUUUAAAUUUCUGUUUGGGAGGUGAAAAGUACUGUGUAUUUUCCGAAAUGCUCACCUCAGGACAGAGAAGUAGUUUUAAUUACCUCACUGAAAGUUUAUGCAAAAUGUUCGGAUUCUUUUGUGUGCAAUAUCUAACUUAAACCAAAGUCAUCAAACGUGUCAACAGAUCCUACCUUUUCGAUUUCUUAGAUAAAGCAACCCCUUGGCACAAAGUAACUUAAAAGGAAAUAUCCAUGCUUUUGCAAGGAUACUCUUAGACUUCCCUAUAUUGCUGCUUCUUACACAGAAAAAAGGAGUGAGGGCAUCUGAAGAGAAAUUAACUGUGAAAGUCCUGAUCGUCCCACAGCUCCAUUUUCUUAAUUGAUUCUGAGUCUCUGUAUGACUGAGACUGGAAAAAUGGUUUUGAUGCAAGAGCUAUGAAAUGUAAAAGCUAUGAAUGCAAGGCUUUUUGGUAUGCAUGGAGAAAGAGAAAGGAGAACUGCAGCUUAAGAAACGAAAGUCCUCUGUGAACUGAUUUGUCAGGUGUGAUUACAGUAACCAUAGUGCUUUUCUUCCAACCUCUGCCCACAGGAGAUGCCAUUCAUGUUAAAUAGUAUAAUAUUAAAACAACGCUCUGCAUGU
Struthio camelus australis is the source of this 8201-nucleotide messenger RNA. RefSeq names its product kynureninase (gene KYNU). The record is from RefSeq and is a predicted model, not a curated record. Gene Ontology annotation, molecular function: kynureninase activity; pyridoxal phosphate binding. Lineage: Eukaryota; Metazoa; Chordata; Aves; Struthioniformes; Struthionidae. Gene Ontology annotation, biological process: NAD+ biosynthetic process. Gene Ontology annotation, cellular component: cytoplasm.